UCUUUUUCCCCACUGUCAGGUAGCUGAGAGGGAAUUUGUUUGUCCAAAGAACUAGUAGACAUGGAUAUGGCAGACUAUAGCGAUGCCCUGGACCCAGCCUACACCACCCUGGAGUUUGAAAACAUGCAUGUGCUCUCCAUGGGCUCAGACUCCUCGCCGGCUGAGAGUGCCAACAUGAAUGCAGCCAACCACCUCGGAGUGGGCACCCUGUGUGCCAUCUGUGGGGACAGGGCCACGGGCAAACACUAUGGGGCCUCCAGCUGUGACGGCUGCAAAGGCUUCUUCCGUCGGAGCGUUCGUAAAAACCACAUGUAUUCAUGCAGGUUCAGCAGACAGUGCAUUGUGGACAAAGACAAGAGGAAUCAAUGCAGAUACUGUCGAUUGAAGAAAUGCUUUCGAGCUGGCAUGAAAAAAGAAGGUAUACAAUUCAUUCAACUUCAUUCAAAUGCUGUACAAAACGAGAGAGACAGAAUCAGCACUAGGAGAUCUAGCUAUGAAGACAGCAGUUUACCAUCUAUCAAUGCACUUAUCCAGGCAGAUGUACUCUCAAGACAGAUAUCCUCACCUGGACCUAUACUGAAUGGUGACAUCAGGACAAAAAAGAUAGCGACCAUCACAGAUGUGUGUGAAUCAAUGAAACAGCAGCUGCUGGUGUUGGUGGAAUGGGCCAAGUACAUCCCUGCGUUCUGUGACCUGCCACUGGAUGACCAGGUGGCAUUGCUGCGAGCCCAUGCAGGAGAGAAUCUUCUUAUUGGAGCUGCAAAGAGGUCUAUGUUGUACAAGGACCUCCUGUUACUAGGAAAUGACCACAUUAUUCCCCGGAACUGCCCGGAGAUGGAAGUGUCCCGGGUAGCAGUGAGGAUUCUGGACGAGCUAGUGCUGUCCUUCCAGGAACUCCAGAUAGAUGACAAUGAAUACGCUUGUUUGAAAGCCAUUGUUUUCUUCGAUCCAGAUGCCAAAGGUCUGAGUGACCCAGGUAAGAUCAAGCGGAUGCGGUACCAGGUUCAGGUCAGCCUAGAGGACUACAUCAACGACCGGCAGUAUGACUCCCGGGGACGCUUCGGAGAGCUGCUCCUGCUGCUGCCCACACUACAAAGCAUCACCUGGCAGAUGAUCGAACAGAUACAGUUUGUCAAACUCUUUGGCAUGGCCAAGAUUGACAACCUGCUCCAAGAGAUGCUCUUAGGAGGUUCUGCUAAUGAGGCACAUCACACACCUCACUCUCUGCAUCCACAUCUGGUUCAGGAACACCUCAGCAACAAUGUCAUCGUUUCAAGCAACAUGGCUACUUCCAUCCACAAUGGCCAAAUCUCCACUCCUGGAACCCCAAUCCCCUCUCCUCCCACAGCCUCCAGUUCAGAACACUAUAAGAUGGCUCAAGGGGUUAUAGCCACUGUGCCCAAGCAUCCUAUCUCCAUCCCUCAGCUCACCAUCACCAAGCAAGAAGCCAUCUAACACAGAACUGGACCCCACAAACCCAUCCGACAAAGCAUUUACAAUUUUACCAUCUUCGCUAGCAUCUCUGUUUCUCUGUAAACAUGCUCAGUAUAAAGGUGCAACAACAAUUCUCACAUGUGAGAAAUACAUAUUUUCAAAAAAUCUCAGGGAGUGUACUAUACAGUUGGGAUACAUUAAUAAACUAACCCCCACCUGACGUACAGUACCUACGGUAGGCCUACUCAUAUUAUUGCAUGUAGUAUCAAGCUGAAAUUGCAAACGGCUAGAACAACCUCAUUCAUGGGCAAUAUGAUACAGUAUGCUCUUUGACAUACAGUACCAGUCAAAAGUUUGGACACACCUACUCAUACUAAGGGUUAUUCUUUAUUUUUACUAUUUUCUACAUUGUAGAAUAUUAGUGAAGACAUCAAAACUAUGAAAUAACACAUAUGGAAUCAUGUAGUAACCAAAAUAGUUGAUGACAGCUUUGCACACUAUUGGCAUUCUGUCACGCCCUGACCUUAGAGAGCCUUUUUAUUUCUCUAUUUGGUUAGGUCAGGGUGUGAUUUGGGUGGGCAUUCUAGUUUGUCUGUUUCUUUGUUGGCUGAGUAUGGUUCCCAAUCAGAGGCAGCAGUCUAUCGUUGUCUCUGAUUGGGAAUCAUACUUAGGCAGCCUUUUUCCCACCUGUGUUUGUGGGUAAUUAUUUAUUUUCUGUGUGUGCCACGGUUGCGUCACGUUCGGUUUCUGUGUACCUAUUUUUUGCGAAGGUUGCACUUUAUUAAAGAUGUGGAAUAACCCACCACAAAAAGACCAAGCAGCGUGCGCCAACUUGGAGGACGAGCUGGACCGGGGAGGAGAUUAUGACAGGAAGUUUGAAGACGGUGAACGUGACACAUUCGCUCAACUAGCUUUACUUGGAAUGCUUUUCCAACCAUCUUGAAGGAGUUCCCACAUAUGCUGAGCACCUGUUGGAUGCUUUUUCUUCACUCUGUGGUUAAACUCAUCCAAUAACAUCUCAAUUGGGUUGAGGUCGGGUGAUUGUGGAGGCCAGGUCAUCGGAUGCAGGACUCCAUCACUCUUCUUCUUGGUCAAAUAGCCCUUACACAGACUGGAGGUGUAUUUUGUGUCAUUGUCCUGUUGAAAAACAAAUGAUAGUUCCACUAAGCACCAACCAGAUCUGAUGGUGUAUCACUGCUGUCCUUUAGUAGGGGUUUCUUUGCAGCAAUUCGACGAUGAAGGCCUGAUUCACGCAGUCUCCUCUGAACAGCUGAUGUUGAGAUGUGUGUUUCUUGAACUCUGUGAAGCAUUUAUUUGGGCUGCAGUCUGAGGUGCAGUUAUUCUAAUUAAUUUAUCCUCUGCAGCAGAGGUAGCUCUGGGUCUUCCUUUCCUGUGGCGGUCCUCAUGAGAGCCAGUUUAAUCAUAGCGCUUAAUGGUUUUUGCAACUGCACUUGAAGAAACUUUCAAGGUUCUUGAAAUGUUCUGCAUUGACUGACCUUCAUGUCUUAAAGUAGUGAUGUAUUGUCGUUUCUCUUUGCUUAUUUGAGCUGUUCUUGACAUAAUAUGGACUUGGUCGUUCACCAAGUAGGGCUAUCUUCUUGCCCACCCUACCUUGUCACAAUACAACUGAUUAGCUCAAACGCAUUAAGAAGGAAAGAAAUUCCACAAAUUAAAUUUUAACAAGGCACACCUCAUUCCAGGUGACUACCUCAUGAAGCUGGUUGAGAGAAUGCCAAGAGUGUGUGCAAAGCUGUCAAGGCAAAGGGUGGCUACUUUGAAGAAUCUCAAAUAUAAAAUAUAUUUUCAUUUGUUUAACACUUUUUUGGUUACUACAUGAUUCCACAUGUAUUAUUUAAUAGUUUUGAUGUCUUCACUAUUAUUCUACAAUGUAGAAAAUUGUGAAAUUAAAGAAAAACCCUUGAAUGAGUAGGUGUCCAAACUUUUGACUUGUACUGUAGCUGUACAGGUUAUCCAUGUCUUUAUACACAGAGUUCAAAUUAUGAAUUGGUAAAUAAAACAUAACUGAAUACAUGUUAGAUAGGUUUUCUUAAUCACAUUUAAAUUGUAUGAAUGUUACAAACAGGCCUUAUAUCUGUGAUGAGGCAGAUCAUGAUGUUGGUGUUACACAGUAUUUUAAAGAUUGUUGUCAAUGGCAAUACAAGUCUUGUAUAGAAAUAAGAAUACAAUGAUAUUAUCAUGUUUUUAAAUAAUGUAAUUAUGUGACCGAUAGAAAUAUACAGGUAUGAUAGGCAGUCAAUUGUUUCUGAAAAGACAUCUUUAGCUUUUUAAAGUUAUCUUGUACUUGCUGUAUGACAAUUGUGUUGCAUUGAAAUUCAGGUUUAAGAUAUCCCUGUCUAUAUGCACUGGAAAUCGUUAGUUUUGUAGUAAAAUGCUUAAAUGUUUGAAUUUAAACAGCUCAGUUAAUUUAAUACCAGGGUUGGGGAGUAACGGAUUACAUGUAAUCCGUUACAUGUAAGAGAUUACAAAAAACCUGUAACCCGUUACGUUACAAGCAAAAAUAUUGCAAUCAGAUUUCAGACAUUUUUGGAAAAACUAGAUGCUUACUUCAAACAGGAUGAUUGCGAUUUUUUUUGACACUUCUGUUUUCUUAAUGACAUUCAUAUCAGCAUUGAAAAAAGGCGCCCAUUUAAAUUUGUUCCACCUGAGCGAGUCUGACCACAAAUCAGAGAUCACUAUGAUGACACACCAAACGUGUUUGAUGGAUCGCAGGAAAAGAGCAGGAAUGGGCUUUUGUAGGCUACAGUCCAAGCUAUGUCUUCCAAUGGUGCGACUGCUGUCUGCAUCCAUAGAUUAUUAAAUUUGAAUAAAUGCUUGGAGGUAAGGAUGACAGCAGUGGUGUAGUCUACUGCGAUACGGAUAUAAUUGACUAUUGAUAUCUACAUAGCGCAUUGAUGUGAAUCACACUCCCUGCUCUCUCAUUUAGCUAUUUGCGCCUUACGGAUUGUAGUUGUUGUUGAAUGGCUGUUCACAAAUCAAAAUGUAUAUUUGAACACAAUAGUGGUUGAAUUCAACAAGUUUAAGCUGCCUAUCAAUCAUUGUUUUUGAAACCAGUGGACAGCCAGUGAAAAAUGCGCUCUUGCAACAGCUGCAUAGUGCUGAUCCCAGCCUAUGGAACAAAAGUGGGGCUUUUAUUAAUCAAUCUAAUUCAUGCUGAUAAAAACAGACAUCCAUAGUCCUAAUGGACACAUGCUCAAACUCACACAUUUUUGAUAGACUUAAAGAAGCAAUCUGUAGUUGCUACAUCCAUUUUUGGAUUUAUAAACUAUAUAUAUUAAUGUAAAGAUAUAAUUUAAUCAUAUUAUUAUAUGUAGUAGAAAGCAAUGGGUUAGAAGAAGCCUUCAUAACCAACCCAUAAAGUAAAAUGUUAAAAUCCAUGUAUGACCAGUUAUGUAAACUUUAACAUUGAUUUAUCCUGCAAUAGGCAUUCACAGGUUGAUGAAUUCAUAAUGUUUUACCCAUUCCAUUUUUUCUUCUUCAGUUUUACUGUAAAGACCUUGUAGUGUUUUUUUUUAUACCAUAGAAUGUUAUUUUGUGAUGGUAUUAUAACUACAUGACAAAAUACAUGGUGCCUUGUCAUCUGUACCGCCUUGUACUGCAAAGAUUGGCAAUAUGUUUCACCUUACAAUGUGAAGAGGAAUAAAAUGUCAAGGUUUAUUUUUA
Salvelinus fontinalis (brook trout) is the source of this 5115-nucleotide messenger RNA. Its product is annotated as hepatocyte nuclear factor 4-alpha-like. Gene Ontology annotation, biological process: positive regulation of transcription by RNA polymerase II; cell differentiation; anatomical structure development. Gene Ontology annotation, cellular component: nucleus. The transcript has 10 exons. The record is from RefSeq and is a predicted model, not a curated record. The coding region runs from base 61 to 1455 and encodes 464 amino acids. Lineage: Eukaryota; Metazoa; Chordata; Actinopteri; Salmoniformes; Salmonidae. Gene Ontology annotation, molecular function: nuclear steroid receptor activity; RNA polymerase II cis-regulatory region sequence-specific DNA binding; zinc ion binding.